This is a messenger RNA of Vicia villosa (hairy vetch), 744 nucleotides long. RefSeq lists its product as uncharacterized. The coding region runs from base 1 to 744 and encodes 247 amino acids. Gene Ontology annotation, molecular function: catalytic activity. NCBI's taxonomy places the organism in Eukaryota, Viridiplantae, Streptophyta, Magnoliopsida, Fabales, Fabaceae. The record is from RefSeq and is a predicted model, not a curated record. The transcript has a single exon.
AUGAUGCAAUCUUGUACAGAGGCGACGACUCGUAGUUUUUGGCGUGAUGAUGGAAUCGAUUAUUCUGUUUCCAACUCGGAAGGUAUGUCGGGUGGCCAAAUAUCCUUGUGGAAUUCUAGAGUUAUGGAGUUUAUGUUUAGCAUUAGGGGUAAUGGCUAUAUCUGUAUAAAAGUGUUUUGGAAGGAAAAUCUCUAUUAUAUUUGUAAUGUUUAUUCUGCUUGUGUUCUAUCACUUAAACGGGAGUUGUGGAAAAAUCUUUUGGAUUUGAAGUCUCGAUACACAGACGGUGAAUGGAUAAUAGGAGGUGACUUCAACGCUGUUAAAGAAGGAAAGGAGAGGAAAUGGGGGACUAUCGGGGGCUGCCACACUCAAUGGGAAGAGUUUUCCCGUUUUAUUGAAGAUAUUGGUCUGAUUGAUGUGUCAUGCAAAGGGAAGAAGUUCAGCUGGUACAGUGAAGAUGGGAAGUUCAAAAGUCGCAUAGGCCGUUUUCUCAUCUCUAACAACGUCCUUGAUUCAUGGGGGGUAGUGGCUCAGCUUAUUGGUAUGUGGGAUAUUUCCGAUCAUUGUCCUGUUUGGUUAGUUACGAAUAGAGAGGAUUGGGGCCCAAAGCCAUUCAAAUUCAACAACAAUUGGUUCCAACAUAAAGAGCUUUUGGAAUUUGUAGAGAGGGAGUGGAAGGAGUUGGAGGUUUAUGGUAUAGGAGACUAUGUCUUAAAGGAAAAAAUUGAGAUUGUUAAAAGGUAG